CUAGGAAAUCCCAGGAUAUAGUAUUGUAGGCCUUCCUAAGAUCAAUCUUGAUCAUACAUCUAGGAGUUACCUUUUUCCUAGCAUACCCCCUCAUUAACUCAUGUGCAAGGAAUAUGUUGUCAAACAUCAAUCUUCCAUCCACAAAAGCUCCCUGUGCAGGGUUAAUAAUGCCAGAAAGCUCCCAACCUAGCUGCAAGAAUCUUAGUGAUAAUCUUAUACGUCACAUUUGUACAAGAUAUAAGUCUAAAAUCGGAGACAGUAGGGGAAUAGGGGAAUGCUUUGUUUUAGGGAUGAGGGUAACCACAUUAUGGUUAACCUGCCUAAGCAUAGUCCCAGAUACAAAGAACUCCCUUACAGCCUCACACCCAUCCUGCCCAACCGUGCCCCAAUUUUCUUUGAAAAAAGCAGAGGAAAAAGCAGAGAAUUAGGCACUCAAGCAGCUCCAAGGAACAAGUCUGCCUCAUUGUCCUCCUGAGAGCAAGAGGCUUUUGGGUUGGAAUUUUGUGAGGGUUGGUUAAUAUUAUUGUAUCAUUUCAUUUAUUUUGAAGUAUUAGAACAAUUUCAAUUUUGGUGAAUCUAAUUAUUCCCAAACUACUACAAAGAGUUGAUUUCUGAGUUUGUUUGCUUAUUAAUGAAUGAAAGGCCUAUUUUAUAGCUUUUCA
Molecule: messenger RNA, 662 nt
Organism: Cuscuta epithymum
Lineage: Eukaryota; Viridiplantae; Streptophyta; Magnoliopsida; Solanales; Convolvulaceae
Source: the annotation of a GenBank genome assembly